Emericellopsis atlantica is the source of this 1257-nucleotide messenger RNA. RefSeq lists its product as uncharacterized. The record is from RefSeq and is a predicted model, not a curated record. NCBI's taxonomy places the organism in Eukaryota, Fungi, Ascomycota, Sordariomycetes, Hypocreales, Bionectriaceae. Bases 1 to 1257 code for a protein of 418 amino acids. The transcript is spliced from 3 exons.
AUGGCCCCCCCUCCUAUCUUUCGGGAGUCGACCAUUUCCGGGGCCGACAACAUUAGGUCAAGGUUUACUGAUUCGAAUGCCUUGUACUUUGGGCAACACCGUAUUUUCCAACUCAGACCUCCAGCCGAGAUAUCUGGCGCCAACAUGGUACAGGAGUUGAAUCUUCGGCUGCCUUCUAAGAGUUCAACACUGCCAUCUUUACACAGCCGCGAGCUUAGCUCUCCCACAAACAUACCCCGAUUCUUUGAUAUAUCGCCGCGCUCCGCUCCCUUUGAACACGAUGAUGGGAGACACAUAUCACCUCGAAAAACUGAUGCCGCCAAGUCUCCACAAGGACUUACGCCCCUCAUCAGUAGCGACAAAACCAUGUCCGCGCAGGGCAGCUAUGAGGACACGGGGAUGGGAGGUUUUAGUUCGCUGAAAAGAAUGCGCAUAGAAGGCAGCUGCAGUGCAGAAAGGCAAGAACGUAAGCGCCAGCCAUCUAGUCGCUCGACCGCAGGCGGAGCCUUAACAUCUCACGCGUACCGCGCAGAUACCCGGAACAUAGGGAGUUGUGCACCUUCAAUGGAUCUCUCCAACCUGUGGCUGACGACAACGACGACAUUCGAGCGUCACUCACCGGAGUCGCACUCGCUUGGGUCUGUAUCCUCAACGUCGGCUACAUCGCCACAUGCUACGAGCGCGUCCUUGUGUUCCAGCCCAACGUCUUCCGCGUCAACGGGAGCCACAGGGCACGGCAAUAACAGUUCAGGGACGCCACUGCGCAGGGAUGCGAAUCAACCGCAGGAUAACAAGAAUCUCGAGACUGACGAAGACCGCAUGGUGCAUACGAUUGAGAAACAAUUUAGCUGCAGCAAGUGCGGGAAACAUUUCAAGAACAAGAACGAAGCCAAACGACAUGCAAAGUCAGUGCAUCUACGGCGAUUCUCCUGGUCAUGCAAGGCACCUUCUGAUUUUCGGAUGACUUUUUACCCAUCGACAGCACGCCCUAGCGAAGCUGAUACCUGUGGGUACUGCGGCAAAGAUUUCGCGCGCUCAGGGGGACCACCUAAGAGCAAGUUUGCGACAAAGGGCGACUGGAAUAAGCGCCUCUAUCACCUCGAGGAAGCUCACGAAUUCAGCAAGUGCAAUCGCAAGAAGUUCUACCGGGCGGAUCAUUUCCGCCAACACCUCAAGCAUAGCCAUGCUCGUGCCGGGGGGUCCUACCAACUCGACAACGCCUGCAUGACUGAAGCCAACGGUGGCUCUGGCGCCUAG